AUGGGGCAUAUUGGAGUUACAAAGGAUAAACUUGUGGCACUCAAGCAUUAUCAAAGUAUAGUGAAAUCUGGCCAUGACGAUGAAGCAUUACAAGUUGAUCAUUGCUAUUCAGUAUUAAUAGGCUAUUAUUGUAGUCAAAUCUUGGAUAGACAUAUUGAUUAA
This is a messenger RNA of Dentiscutata erythropus, 162 nucleotides long. The record is from the annotation of a GenBank genome assembly. Lineage: Eukaryota; Fungi; Glomeromycota; Glomeromycetes; Diversisporales; Gigasporaceae.